Molecule: messenger RNA, 5511 nt
Organism: Malus domestica (apple)
Lineage: Eukaryota; Viridiplantae; Streptophyta; Magnoliopsida; Rosales; Rosaceae
Source: RefSeq, a predicted model, not a curated record
CUUUGCAACAUGGAAAAGGAGUUAUUAGUGUCCCACCUUCGCUCUUGACUCUCUGUUUACUUUCGUUUACUUGCCCUCCCUGCUUGCUCUCUCUCUGACUUUGUUUAAUCUCUCUGUAACUGAAAAGCCGGCUGUGGCUUUGUGAUCGCCCGUCGACCGUACCGAAAAUGGCAACGCCAAGAGAGCACAUUGAAGAAAUACGCAAGAAAAAGUUCUCCAUCGGUGAAGAAAAACUCAACCCUUUAACUGAAGAUCUUCAUCAGGCGGUUAAAAAUCUUUCUCUUGAACUCUAUACCAAAUCUGUCCACUUUGUCAUGGAACUCAUUCAGAAUGCAGAAGACAAUGAGUACGCAGACGGCGUUGAUCCGUCACUUGAAUUUGUCGUAACGUCCAGGGAUAUAACCGGCACAGGGGCUCCUGCCACAUUGCUGAUUUUCAACAAUGAGAAGGGAUUUUCACGUAAGAACAUAGAAUCCAUUUGCAGCAUUGGACGGUCCACCAAGAAAGGCAACCGGAAGCGCGGCUACAUUGGAGAGAAAGGAAUUGGCUUCAAGAGUGUGUUUCUGAUCACAGAUCGGCCUUACAUCUUUAGUAAUGGCUAUCAGAUAAGGUUCAGUAAAGAGCCUUGUCUGCAUUGCAAUCUCGGGUACAUUGUUCCUGAAUGGGUUGAGGAAAACCCUACUCUAUGUGACAUAAAACAGAUAUAUGGUUAUGGUUCUGCCCUUCCAACCACAACGCUGAUCUUACCUCUAAAGCCUGACGAGGUCCAUCCUGUGAAGCAGCAGCUCUCAAGAAUGCAUCCGGAAGUUCUCUUGUUUCUUUCAAAGAUUAAGCGGCUCUCGGUUAGGGAACAUAAUGAGGAUCCAAGGCUCAACACUGUGAGCGCGAUAUCAAUAUCAAGUGAGAUUGAUCUUGUGGCGCAGAAGAACAUUGAUGCUCAGUCCUACACACUCCACCUCUCUGCAGAAGAAAAUGGUGAUGACGACAAAAACUGUAUCUAUUAUAUGUGGAAGCAGAAGUUUCCUGUCAGGCAAGAGUUCAGAGAGGAGAGGAGAAUGGAGGUCGAUGAGUGGGUGAUCACGCUAGCAUUUCCAUAUGGGGAGCGCCUUCAUAGAGGAACAAGCUCACCCGGGGUCUAUGCAUUCCUUCCAACUCAGAUGUUUACAAAUUUGCCUUUCAUAAUUCAGGCAGAUUUUCUGUUACAAUCAUCAAGAGAAGGUAUUGUCUUGGACAGCAAGUGGAAUCGAGGAAUUCUUAGUUGUGUGCCUGUUGCAUUCCUCAAAGCAUUUACCUCGCUCGUGAAAACUAUAGGAGACGCACCAGAUUCUAGUUUGCCUCCUUACUUUAGGUUCUUACCUGUCCAGAACACCCCCUAUGAUGAAUUGAAUGUUGUGAGGGAGUCAAUCAAAGCACUGCUUAUUGAGGAAGACAUUGUACCAACCAAGUCACACAAGCAGAGGUUCUUCCAUAAACCUCGCGAAGUGGGUAGGUUGUUGCCUGCUUUCUGGAAUAUUUUGAGAAAGGCGAGCGAUGAAAGGGUUAGCUUGGGGAACAUCUCUUCCCAUGGAAGAUAUGUUUUGUGUGAUUCAUUUGACAAAGAGGAGUAUGAUCACAUUCUGAAUUUCCUUGGAGUUGAACCAGUUCACGAUGAGUGGUAUGCUAAAUGCAUUCAGAGUUCCGAUAUUGUUGCCGGAGUGUCUGAAGAUGUCUAUUUGGAGCUUCUAUUGUUUGUUUCCGAUAACUGGAGGCGGACAUUCCACUGUACCAACAUCAAGAACAUUCCACUGAUAAAAUAUGUGGAUUUUGACGGGAGUGUAGCAUUCUGCAGCUUAAGUGCAAUGCGGAUUGGUGAAAAGAAGAUUUGCCUAUCCCGUCUUUCUUGUCAUGUCUCAUGGUUGAUUGAUUGGAACAAGGAAUUUAUAUCCACAGCAAAACUUCUUUUUAUGCCAGAAAUAACCCAGGAAGCUCUCCAGUCAUGUUCUAAGCAGGAGGAGUUGCUGAAAUGGUUCGCAGAAGAAAUGAAGGUUGCUGCUGUAAGUGUUUACGAGUAUGCAGUUUGCCUCGAUCAUUCUCUUGGCAAUGAGCGGAAACCUGUCGUUGCAUAUGCCCACUUUUUGUAUCAUUCAUUGUGCAAUAAGUAUAUCCCUGCUUACGAAGUUGAUGAUUUAUGUAGUAAAAUGCCACUUGUGAAUAACUACGGCUACGUUAAUAGACAAAGGAGAGGGCUUAUUGUCCCUGCCUAUGAAAGCAAAUGGGCUGAUUUGACUGAUUCAAAUCUGUGGAUGGAAGAAGGCUACGUCGAGUUAGGAGAAGAUUACAUAAAACCAGGUCACUUUGCAGGUAAAGUUACAAAAGAGAAGCGGCUCCUUGAGUUCCUCAAAGAUCAUGCCGCAGCUUCGGAUGUCCCCUCUAUUUCUGCUCCCAAUGCAUGUAUUCCAACUGUGUCUUCAACUCUGACGAAGCAAAAUGCAUUCUUGCUUUUGGACUGGAUUCGUCACCUGAAACAUGAGAGGGUUCACAUUCCAGAGAAGUUUUUGAAAAGCAUAGCGAAUGGUUACUGGCUGAAAGUUUAUUUGAAUGGAUAUUCGGGUGCCAUUAGGCCACCUUCGCAGUCAUUCAUACUCACAUCAUCAUGUGGAAACAUUCUGCAGAGUGGAUCUAAUUUUGUUGAUAUCCCAUUGGUUGACAUGAGUUAUUAUGGGGAGAAAAUUAAUGAUUACAAGGAGGAGCUAAAAGCAGUUGGAGUCAUGUUUGAGUACGCAGAAGCAUGCAAGUUUAUUGGGGACCGUCUUAUGUCUCUCGCAGAUUCAUCCACUUUAACUAUAGACAGUGUACUUUCAAUCCUGAAAUUUAUCAAGUUUUUGAGGGACAACUAUUUUUCAGCAGAAGAAUUCGUAUCCAGUAUUAAAAGGGGGAGUUGGCUUAAAACGUCCCAUGGCUACAGGUCUCCAGUUGGAUCUGUCUUGUUCAACCAAGGGUGGCAAAUUGCAUCCAAAAUUAGUGACAUUCCAUUCAUUGAUCAGGAGCUUUACGGUGAAGAAAUUCUUCAUUUCAGAGAAGAACUCGAGUUGCUUGGUGUGGUUGUUUCCUUCCGCACAAAUUACCAACUCAUGAUCGACCACCUAAAGCCACCGUCAUGCUUAGCUUCUCUAACAUCGGAUGCUAUUCUACUAUUGCUGAUAAUUAUGCAGAUCUCAAAUUCAUCUGAUAAGAUUGUCGAAACAUUGAGUAGAACAAGGUGCCUGAAAGCAAACAAUGUUUACAAGUUUCCACAUGAAUGUCUCUUGGUUCAUAAGGAAUGGGGUUGCCUUCUUCAGGUGUUUAGUGGUCUCCCAUUGAUCGAUCACAAUUUCUAUGGAGACAACAUAUUUUCCUACAGAAAUGAGUUGAAGAAAAUAGGGGUGGUUGUUGAUUAUGAGGAGGCUGCAAAAGUAUUUGCUCGUUAUUUCAAGCAUUACGCAUCUUCGACUUCCAUCACCAAGGAAAAUGUUGCAUCAUUUCUGUUGUGUUGUAGAAAGCUGAAGGGAACUCCUUUUAAAUUUCCUGAAGAUCUGAAAAGCUGCAUUCGGGAGGAAAAGUGGCUGCGCACUCGUCGGGGUGAUUAUAGAUCUCCAAGAGAGUGCAUUCUCUUUAGUCCUGAUUGGGAAUACAUCUCUCCAAUAUCUCGUCUCCCUUUUAUCGACGAUUCUGAAAAUUAUUAUGGCAAGAAUAUUCAUGAAUAUAAGAAGGAGCUCAAGAGCAUGGGGGUCGCUGUGGAAUUCAAGGAUGGUGUCAAGUUUGUGCCUCCUAAUGUUUGUCUUACCCAGAAUCCAAGGAGCAUUUCCCCAGAAAAUGUGCUAGCAUUGCUGGAAUGCAUGCAUAUUUUAUUGGAGGUGAAAGAUUACUCCUUUUCAGAUGCAUUUAUAAAGAGAGUUUCUCAACCAUGGUUGAAGACUUAUGCUGGUUAUAGGCCUCCGAGCGAGUGCUUGUUGUUCGACUCUAAAUUUGAUUUGUUUCUGAAAAAGACUGACGGGCCUUUCAUUGACGAAGAAUUUUAUGGUUCUAAAAUUACAACUUACAGAAAAGAGCUCUCUGAAAUAGGGGUGAUCGUUGAAGUGGAACAAGGAUGUCCAUUGAUUGCCAGCCACCUUGAUUUUCAUGAUGAACGUUCUACUUUCGUUCGAGUAUAUGAGUACUUGAAUGUGUUUAUGUGGAAGCCGGAUUGCGAGGCUGACAGAAGGAUCUGGAUUCCGAAUAGAAAUCAGAAUGGAGCGUGGGCUAGUCCUGAUCAAUGCGUAAUCAAUGACAAAGACGGGCUAUUUGGUUUGCAGCUGACUGUCCUGGAGACCUACUUUGAGCAUAACCUGCUAGCGUUCUUUUCGUAUGCUUUUGGGGUAAAAUCUCGUCCUUCUAUUGAGGACUACUGCAAGCUCUGGAAGGUUUGGGAAAGCUCCAAAAUAACAUUGUCGCAUGUGCACUGUUGCAAGUUCUGGGGUUAUAUUGCAAAGAGCUGGAAUUCGAAAACAGAGAAAGUUCUUACUGAGGCCUUGGUGAAACUGCCUGUUAAUUCCAGCUCAGAUGAAAUCUUGUUGCUAAACAAGUCGGAUGUGUUUCUUGCUGAUGACUUGCUACUCAAGGAUCUUUUUGAGCAGUCUUCUCCUCAUCCCUUAUUUGUUUGGUACCCUCAGCCAAGCUUGCCUGCAUUGCCUCGGACUACAUUGCUUGAUAUUUACAAGAAAAUUGGUGUUCGUACUAUUUCCGAAUCUGUACAGAAGGAAGAACUGCCCCUAGAAUAUGGCAUUGAGCAACAACGGGUAAUUCCAAGGGAUGGUUUGAUUGGGAAACCGCUGUUGAAGCUCAUUCUCGGUUUUCUAGCUGAUCCCGCCUUCAAAAUGGAAGCAGAAAGGAGGCAUGAAGCUGUGCAAGGCCUUCUCAGUCUUACUGUUGUGGAGACAACCGAAGCAAUCAAUGUAAGCUAUAACUUACCAUUGUCUUCCGGAGAGGUUUUGAACGUAAGGGCAAGCCGAAUGAUACGGUGGGACAAAGAAAUGUGUGCAUUUUUCACACAGAAAAUGGACAGGUCUGGAGGGCAGAAAAGUGUCAUUGAGUUUGCCACAUAUUUCUCUGAAGUAAUAACCUCUGGUGUCCUGUGGGAGAACACUGAUCAUAUACCUGCACUUUCAGAGAUGAUCAAGUUGGCAUUCGUGAUGGAUUUCGAUGAGGAAGCAGUUGAGUUCUAUAUGAAGUCCAAGAAUUUGGGAAUCUUCGUCGAGGAUGAGGAGUUUCUAAACUCUGCCUUCUGACUAGAUAUGUUAUAAACUUCCCUUUGCUGUUGUUUAAGGUUUAGUUUGUGUCCUUAAUUUAAGCACUGUCUUACUGAUAUAAUGUGUGGUUUCAAUGUAAAUAAUUAGUGUGAUUUUCCGAUAAUCUGUCAAUAUAUAAAUGCUGUGAACUUUAAUCUGUAUUAGUUAAUGUGAUUCUCUUGUGAUUGUGGACGGUUGAUCGUUGAUAGCUUAUUUUGUUAACUUGUCA